UUUUACAUUUAAAUUAAAGCUUUUACAUGUGUUCAUUAUUUAUUUAAUGGAGCUGUUCAACGUAUAACGGAUGAGUGAAAUCAAUAAAUGUCGAACACUGUAAAUAGUAAGGAAUAAAUAAUAAACAUUGCGAAAAGAAUGUUUCAAAAUGUUUGUAUAAUUAUAAUGAGAUCAUAAAUUGGCAGAUCGAAAUUAACAAGUGGAUUUUUCUUGAGAAUCUUCUUAAUAUUUGUAUCCUAGUAACAUCUUUUGAAAGGUUGGGGUUGAAGAAUUACAAUCUUGUCUGUAAUAAAUAAAAAAAAUUGUCCAAAGUUUUUAAAAUCAGUCAGUUUUAAUCAUCAUUUUCAAUGUCGUCGCCGGAAGAAAGUAAUGCCCUUGAACAGCUAUGUUCCCUAGAGCGUGUGGUGGUUCGUGAAAAAACGGCAGAUUAUCCUAACUGCAAGUAUGUGGUGACAAGCAGUGACGGCGUGGUGUUGCUUUAUGCUAAGGAAGACUGUGGUAUUGUAAAUAAGGUUCUAGCAGGAAAGACCAGGACGUUCCAGAUUGAUGUCUUUGACACAAGCGAUAGAGAGGUGAUGAAACUUCGCCGUCCCUACAGCGUGGGUCAGGACAAAAUGGAUGUAAAUGUUUGCGGUCAGCUGGCUGCCAUCGUUCGUAAAGAGGUGACCUUCUUCAAGCCCGUUCUCACUAUCAACGACACUCACGAUCGACAGGUCAUCAGGGUAAAGGGCCCCGUCUCUACUACUUCUCAAUGUGAUUUUGAGUUGUAUUCCAAUGAGAAGAAACGUAUUGGUGCUAUAUGCAAACGCUGGAACGGUCUAACUCGCAGUCAUGGUGAUAGGGAUAACUUUGUCAUACACUUUCCACAGAUGGAUGCUUCCUACAAAGCUGCUGUUUUAGGCACCUGCUUUCUCAUUGACUUUCUGUACUACGAAAAUUAAAACAUCACUGCAGUAUUGUAUUUGGGCGCCAUCUACAAGCAAAUGGAGGAACUGUGGUGAAACUACGGUUCAUAUGCUGAUUGCUUCAGUUCAACUUUUUUAUUUAUGUAAUCAUGUUAUUAUUAUA
Molecule: messenger RNA, 1068 nt
Organism: Pieris rapae (cabbage white)
Lineage: Eukaryota; Metazoa; Arthropoda; Insecta; Lepidoptera; Pieridae
Product: phospholipid scramblase 1
Exons: 5
Coding region: 348-941 (197 amino acids)
Biological process (GO): plasma membrane phospholipid scrambling
Cellular component (GO): plasma membrane
Molecular function (GO): phospholipid scramblase activity
Source: RefSeq, a predicted model, not a curated record